AACAUGGCGUCGUGUACGCUUGUGGGACUGUCUGCUGUAAGCGGAGUUCCCCUGUUUGUGCGACACACGGGACCUGGCAAGCCGCCAGCAUAUGCCUUGAUUGGUUCUCUGAAUGGGAUUCAUGUUUUUGGUGAGUCACAUGGAGUCACUCUCUGUACCACAAGAACCCCAAAUUCAAAUCUUAUGUGGAAGACAUACCAUGAUAGCAUUCGGCUAGUUUUAAUUCGAGGAAGUGAGACUGUUGGAGACAGAUGUGACGGCUUACUUCUAGAUUUGAUGUUUGCCUCUCUAGUUCUUCUUCUUGGUCUGGACACCCUAACUACAUCAACCAAUGUGGAAAGACUAAAGAGGGAUAUCAGGCCAUGUUAUGUAUUGCUGGAUGAAUUACUGUCCCGAGCCAUAGGUAGUGAGGAUCAUCAGGGGUUUUCCCACUUAACGGGCUGUGCAGAGUGCCUUAUUCCUCCAGAGCAACAUUCAUUACAGAGUGAACUUGAAAAAUUUGCUGAAGGAGCAGACUCAACAUACGGGUGUGUGAUGCUGCAGGGAUAUAUUUUGUGUGGGACUCGCAACUUUUGGUCAUUGUCUCACACAGAGCUGGUUCUCCUCCCUCUGCUGGUGGCUACCAACAUAUUCACUGUAGCACGUGACUUACCCAUCUACCUCCCUAAUAAAAGUCCUAAUGUACCGUUCAGAAUGCUGGUGGUACGACUAACAGGUCAUAUAUCAGUGGUAACUCUCUGUGGCCCAACACCCACUCUGUCAGAAAUGAUUCGUGCAGCCUCAUCAUUUUGGGCCCCAUCAUACCAAGUCUUGGAGACACUUACCACUUUGUUACCAUGGAAUAUUAUGCCAAGUCUUCUGUCCCAGCUUGAUAAUGCUGUCAUAGGGCUCAUUCUAGUCAACUACGACCACAAAAAAUGUGUGAGCUGUGUGCACCUUAGUGAAGAGACAAGAUCUAGAUGUUUAAGUGUUGCCAAGAAGACGGCUGCAUUGCGCUCUGUUUACCGAAGUGUUGUUGGAUCAUUACUUCAGCCUCCUGCUAUACCUCCAGAGGAUUUUCCAUCACGACUGCAUCCAGAUCAUACACCCCUCGAGUCAUACAUCUCCACUGAUAGCUACAAGGUGUACGUGCUGCAGUCAUCCUCAUAUCAUCUUCUAGUCCUGUUUCCACCUGCUCUACCAAUUCACAUAGCCAGAAAAGUAAGCAUCAGAACAUUAGCAGUUUUUACAAAAGGUAAGGUUCCCAAACUCUGACACUGCAAAAAGUUGGUUAAAUUUAGAAGAUCCGCUUUAUUCAGUACAAAAAGUACAUUGUAAAAUUGUUUUAUAUUUUUAAGUCAUAAACACCUGUAAAUAUGAAUAAUUUAAUUUAUUAGUUCAUAUAUGGAUGGAGUGAAUUUAUCAAUGUAUUUACUGGCAUUCAGUUUUGUGAUAUACUAUACUAGCUGGAGAACCUGGUACUGUGUGAGUGUGUUUUAAGGGCAGCUCGUGGUCUCUGUCUGUGACUAGACUAUCACCUACACUACAUCACUACCCUAUCACCUACAAUACAGCACUACACUAUCAGUUACACUACAUCACUACACUAUCACCUACAAUACAGCACUACACUAUCAG
Messenger RNA from Homarus americanus (American lobster), 1617 nucleotides. RefSeq names its product protein fuzzy homolog (gene fy). Gene Ontology annotation, biological process: vesicle-mediated transport; non-motile cilium assembly. The record is from RefSeq and is a predicted model, not a curated record. The transcript is spliced from 9 exons. The coding region runs from base 4 to 1254 and encodes 416 amino acids. NCBI's taxonomy places the organism in Eukaryota, Metazoa, Arthropoda, Malacostraca, Decapoda, Nephropidae.